Penicillium canariense is the source of this 1218-nucleotide messenger RNA. Its product is annotated as pyruvate dehydrogenase (acetyl-transferring) subunit E1 alpha. Gene Ontology annotation, molecular function: pyruvate dehydrogenase (acetyl-transferring) activity. Gene Ontology annotation, biological process: pyruvate decarboxylation to acetyl-CoA. Gene Ontology annotation, cellular component: intracellular membrane-bounded organelle. The record is from RefSeq and is a predicted model, not a curated record. The coding region runs from base 1 to 1218 and encodes 405 amino acids. Lineage: Eukaryota; Fungi; Ascomycota; Eurotiomycetes; Eurotiales; Aspergillaceae. The transcript is spliced from 4 exons.
AUGGAUUCCGGUACUACAGGCAAGCUCCGCGGCUGCGCCUCUGCGCCGUCAGGCUUUUGCCCCCUGACCCGUCGUUCCGUCACCACUGACGCCGCUUCCUCGCACGCCGAGAACAUCCCGCAGGAGGAUGACAAGCCGUUCACCGUCCGCCUCUCCGACGAGAGCUUCGAGACCUACGAGCUCGACCCGCCUCCCUACACCCUGGAGACCACCAAGAAGGAGCUGAAGCAGAUGUAUUACGACAUGGUCACCGUCCGCCGUAUGGAGAUGGCCGCCGAUCGCCUCUACAAGGAGAAGAAGAUCCGCGGUUUCUGCCAUCUGUCGGUCGGCCAGGAAGCCGUCGCUGUUGGUAUUGAGCACGCUAUCAACCGUCAGGACAAGAUCAUCACCGCCUACCGCUGCCACGGUUUCGCUCUGAUGCGCGGUGGUACCGUCAAGUCAAUCAUCGGUGAGCUGCUUGGCCGCCGGGAGGGUAUUGCCUACGGCAAGGGUGGCUCCAUGCACAUGUUCGCCGAGAACUUCUACGGUGGCAACGGUAUUGUCGGUGCCCAGGUGCCCGUCGGCGCCGGUCUGGCCUUCGCCCAGCAGUACAAUGAGCAGCCCAACACCUCGAUCGUCCUGUACGGUGACGGUGCCUCCAACCAGGGUCAGGUCUUCGAGGCCUUCAACAUGGCCAAGCUGUGGAACCUGCCUGUCCUGUUCGGCUGUGAGAACAACAAGUACGGCAUGGGUACCUCCGCCGCCCGCUCUUCCGCGCUCACCGAGUACUACAAGCGUGGCCAGUACAUCCCCGGUCUGAAGGUCAACGGCAUGGACGUCCUGGCCACCAAGGCCGCCGUCCAGUACAGCAAAGACUACGCUGUCUCCGGCAAGGGCCCUCUUGUCUUGGAGUACGUCACCUACCGCUACGGUGGUCACUCCAUGUCCGACCCCGGCACCACCUACCGCAGCCGUGAGGAGAUCCAGCGCAUGCGCUCUACCCAUGACCCCAUCGCCGGCCUCAAGCAGAAGAUGCUCGAGUGGGGCGUUACCUCCGAGGAGGAACUCAAGGGCCUCGACAAGGCUGCCCGCGCUCACGUCGACGCUGAGGUUGCCGAGGCCGAGCAGAUGCCUGCCCCCGAAAACACCCCCCGCAACCUCUUCGAGGACAUCUACGUCCGUGGCUCUGAGCCCCGCUGGAUGCGUGGCCGUACCGUCGAUGAGACCUUCUACUACUAG